Molecule: messenger RNA, 9212 nt
Organism: Colias croceus (clouded yellow)
Lineage: Eukaryota; Metazoa; Arthropoda; Insecta; Lepidoptera; Pieridae
Gene: mask
Product: ankyrin repeat domain-containing protein 17
Exons: 48
Coding region: 163-8439 (2758 amino acids)
Biological process (GO): innate immune response
Cellular component (GO): cytoplasm
Molecular function (GO): RNA binding; protein binding
Source: RefSeq, a predicted model, not a curated record
CCUACUUGAAGCAUCCGGGAACCUCGCCAUAGUAGACAUGGCGGGUAUCAGCCUAACUAAAUGAUGAAAUAAAUUUUGUUUGCUAAUUUAAGAACGUGUUAAUUUCAUAGAUCAAGUGUUGAUAUUAAAAGACUAAUUUAGUUUUAUUGGAUUAGGACAAAAAUGCAGAAUGUCGGACAGUCUGAAAAUCGAAAUAUCGAUAAGGUGAAUGUGCAACUUGAUGUGGUAAAAUCGUCCACUCCUCAGAGUUCGGCUUCAAGUCCAGCCAAAUCUGAAACCGAAACAUAUUCAGAAGCGCCUGCCAAAUACAUGACGGACUCUUCAGAAAGCGAGGAUGACUCCGUAUCCGAGAUCUUGCUGGCUUGUUUGUGCCUUAGCAGGCCAGACCUGUUGGCGGAGAUGGACGAGGAAGGUGGUGGUGCGGAAACAUCAAAGUUCCUUCUUUCCCAUGAUGAACCCGAACCAACUGUUGACGCUGAGAUGCAAGCGAGGCUUGAAACACUAUUAGAAGUAGCUGGCAUAAGCAAGCUAUCGGGCGAGGGCAAGCACCUAGCGGACCCUGAGGUGCUGCGGCGGCUCACGUCGUCCGUGUCGUGCGCGCUCGACGAGGCGGCCGCGGCGCUGACGAGGAUGCGCAGCGACCAGCCGCCCGCGCACCACAGGCACCACCAUCAAGAGAAACCUAUGCAAUGCGGGUCGACCGCGACGGGGACGACGCAAACGGCGCCGUCCUCCGUCGGGGCGGACGGCGCGCCGUCGCUCGCGGAGGCUUGUUCCGACGGCGACGUGGGCACCGUGCGCAAGCUGCUCACUGAGGGCCGCUCGGUGCACGAGACGACGGAGGAGGGCGAGUCCUUGCUGUCCCUCGCCUGCUCCGCGGGCUACUACGAGCUGGCGCAAGUGCUGCUGGCGAUGCACGCGAGCGUUGAGGAUCGGGGCAUCAAGGGCGACUGCACACCCCUAAUGGAGGCGGCGAGCGCGGGCCACGUGGACAUUGUCCGGCUGCUGAUCGCGCACGGCGCGGACGUGAACGCGGUGUCGGGCUCCGGCAACACGCCGCUCAUGUACGCGUGCGCCGGCGGACACGAGGAGUGCGUGCGCGCGCUGCUCGAGAACGGCGCCAAUGUGGAGGACCAUAAUGAGAACGGGCACACGCCGCUCAUGGAGGCCGCAUCCGCCGGCCACGUGGGCGUAGCUAAGAUCCUGCUCGAGCACGGCGCCGGCAUCAACACGCACUCGAACGAGUUCAAGGAGUCUGCGCUCACGCUCGCCUGCUACAAGGGCCACCUGGACAUGGUGCGCUUCUUGCUGGCGGCGGGCGCUGACCGGGAACAUAAGACGGACGAAAUGCAUACAGCGCUCAUGGAGGCCAGCAUGGAUGGACAUGUAGAAGUGGCCAGGCUGCUGCUCGACUCGGGCGCGCAGGUCAACAUGCCGACGGACAGCUUCGAAUCACCCCUUACGCUGGCAGCUUGCGGCGGCCACGUGGAGCUGGCGAUGCUGCUGCUAGAGCGAGGCGCUAACAUCGAGGAGGUGAACGACGAGGGGUACACGCCGCUCAUGGAGGCCGCCAGAGAGGGUCACGAGGAGAUGGUAGCGCUGCUGCUCGGCCAGGGCGCGGCGAUAAACGCGCAGACGGACGAGACGCAAGAGACGGCGCUGACGCUCGCGUGCUGCGGCGGCUUCCUCGAGGUGGCCGACUUCCUCAUCAAGGCGGGGGCUGACGCGGAGCUGGGCGCCUCCACGCCGCUCAUGGAGGCCAGCCAGGAGGGGCACUUGGAGCUCGUUCGGUACCUGCUGAACGCGGGCGCGGACGUGCACGCGCAGACGCAGACGGGCGACACGGCGCUGACGUACGCGUGCGAGAACGGGCACACGGACGUGGCGGACGUGCUGCUGCGCGCCGGCGCCGCGCUCGAGCACGAGAGCGAGGGCGGCCGCACGCCGCUCAUGAAGGCGUGCCGCGCGGGCCACCUGUGCACCGUGCAGUUCCUCGUCGGCAAGGGCGCUGACGUGAACCGUAUGACGGUGAACGGCGACCACACGCCGCUGUCGCUGGCGUGCGCGGGCGGGCACGCGGACGUGGUCAAGUUCCUGCUCGCGUGCGACGCGGACCCGUUCCGCAAGCUCAAGGACAACUCGAGCACGCUCAUCGAGGCGGCCAAGGGCGGCCACACGGCCGUCGUGCAGCUGCUGCUCGACUACCCCCACUCGGUCAUGCUGCCCAGAGGCGGUGUCGGCGCGGAGGACAGCAACGGCUUGAGUUCUGCGCAGGCGGCCGCGCUGGGGCUGAGCCACGCGCCCGCGCCGGGCUUCAACCAGCGCGCGCUGCUGCCGGCGCACCACCAUGCGCACUCGCCCUUCGCCCCCGCGCCCGCGCCGGCACCUGCCCAUCAGCAAGUGCCCGCGCCUGCCCACCAGCAAGUGCCGGCGCCUGCCCACCAGCAAGUGCCCGUGCCUGCCCAUCAGCAAGUGCCCGUGCCUGCCCACCAGCAAGUGCCCGUGCCUGCCCACCAGCAAGUGCCGGCGCCUGCGCACCAACCAGUACCGGCGCAAGCUCCCGCACCUGCACCUACCCCAGCACCCGCGCCUACGCCUGCGCCCGCGCCGGCCGACCUACCGCCUAACUUCGCCAAGGUCUACAUGGAUGGGAGGAAAAAACAAACACCAGCGGGGAACAACGGGACGGUAGCGAGUUGUGGCACGAAUGCGAACCCAGUGACAAGCGCGGCGGGCACCGUCCCGCCCGGCCUCGCUCAGCCGAUGGGCGGCAACGCUCUCAUGGGUGCGGGCACACCGCCCGUGGCCAUGGGCGCACCCGCCGGCAUGGCCGCGCCCGCAGGCGUGACCGCACCGGCGGGCAUGACCCCACCAGCCGCCAUGACCGCACCCGCGGGCAUGACCGCGCCCGCCAACAUGACCGCGCCGGCGGGCAAGCACAAAUGCGCGCGCAAGCAACGCCCCGCGCCCCCGCACUCGGACCACCACCUGCCGCCGCCGCCCGAUAUCAUCGACGAUCAGCUAAGCCACAAGAGCAUGGCUAAGGUAUCCCUACCGCCCGGCUUUACGUGGAAGGACGUACCCAAGAAAUGUAAAAAUAAAUUUGAUAAGAAAUUCAAUAGAGCCGAGGUCCUCGCGGGCCAAACACGCAACGAAUCACUGCCAGAGACUGAUAGGAGCAUGCUCGAAAUAGCUGAUGCCUCAGGUCCCCCGACGCUCGCCACGUCGGCCCUUCACGCGCUCGACCAACAAUAUCGUGCUCAAGGUGUGAAGAUACAUCCGCCGAAAACCCCGCCGUACCCCCCUCCGACGCAUAUGUUCCCUAUGCAACAAUUAGCGACCAACUUAAAUCAGCAGCAAUUACAAGAACUCCAAAAGCAGCAAUUGCAACAGUUGACUACUCAACUGCAGCAAACGCAGAAGAAACCGCAGCAGCAGCAACAACAGCAACAACAGCAGCAGCAGCAACAACAGCAGCAGCAGCAACAGCAACAACAACAGCAGCAGCAGCAGCAACAACAGCAGCAGCAACAGUUGCAACAACAGCAAUAUGUACAAGACAUGCAACAGAGGCCCGAAGUCUACGCGCCUCAGGCGGGUGAGGCUUGUGACGCGGGCGGGGCGGGCGGCGGGCGCGUGGCGGAGGCGCGCGAGAUCGGCGCCGUGCUCGCCUACCUGCAGCGGGAGGUGCCCUCGCUCAUAGCACUGCCGCCCGAGGAGCUGCGCACGCUCGUGCUGCAGGUGAUGCAGCAGAAGUCGCACGAAAUCCUGCUGGGCAAGUGCGGCGAGGGCGGGGAGGGGGACGCGGCGAGCGGGGAGGAGGGGGACGAGAGACGUGCGCGUUUCCUGCUAGCCGCCGCUGAGGAGGCCCUAGCUGCUGAUUGGCCGAGGGAUGCGGAUGAACAGCAGAACGUGCAAGCGGUGAGCGGUGCGGGCGUUGCCGAUACGCUCCGGUUGGCCGACGGCAGCGGAGAAGCGCGCGAAGCGGACACGCCUCUAGAACAUCACCACCACUUUGCGCUACCCCCACCCGCUAUGACGUACGACGACUAUAGAAGCUCAUCGUUCGGUGGUGCGGGCGCGGCAGGCGGUGCAGUAGCGGCGGGCGGUGCUGGCGGUGCGGGCACGGUCAGCGCGGCGGGCGGCGCGGCGCUCGACCCCGAGAUCGCGGCCGGCAUGAUCACGGGCAUGGUGACGGGCAUCAAGGCGCUCAGCAUGAACGCCAUGAUGGGGGCGGCGCCUGCGCCCGCGCCGCCGCCCGCCUCCUACACGCCGCCGCUGCCGCACCCCGGCAAGCGCGACCACCACCACCAGGCCACCAACACGCCCGCGCUCAAGAAGAAGAGCCGGUUCGUGGGUCGCGGCGGGCGCGCGGAGGCGUACGGCGCGGCGCCGCCCACGCCCGCGCCGGCCGCGUACUCGGCGAUGGACGUGGACGCGGAGACCGACUCCAACCACGACACGGCGCUCACGCUGGCCUGCGCCGGCGGCCACGAGGAGCUCGUCGAGCUGCUGCUGUCGCGCGGCGCCGACAUCGAGCACCGCGACAAGAAGGGCUUCACCCCACUCAUCCUAGCCGCGACCGCGGGCCACGAAAAAAUCGUCGAGAUACUCCUAAACCACGGCGCGGACAUCGAAGCCCAAUCGGAACGUACGAAGGACACGCCCUUAUCCCUCGCGUGUAGCGGCGGCCGCUAUGAAGUAGUCGAGUUGAUACUUAGCCGCGGCGCUAACAAGGAGCAUAGGAAUGUGUCGGAUUACACGCCGCUGUCGCUAGCUGCGUCUGGCGGAUAUGUGAAUAUCAUCAGACUGCUGUUGCAUCAUCAGGCUGAAAUAAACUCGCGCACGGGCUCGAAGCUGGGCAUCUCGCCGCUGAUGCUGGCGGCGAUGAACGGGCACACGGCGGCCGUGCGGCUGCUGCUCGACUGCGGCUCCGACAUCAACGCGCAGAUCGAGACCAACCGCAACACGGCGCUCACGCUCGCUUGCUUCCAAGGUCGACACGAAGUGGUCAGCCUGUUACUAGACCGCAAGGCGAACGUGGAACACCGCGCGAAGACUGGUCUCACACCGCUCAUGGAGGCGGCUAGCGGCGGCUACGUGGAGGUGGGCCGCGUGCUGCUGGACAAGGGCGCGGACGUGAACGCGCCGCCCGUGCCCUCGUCGCGCGACACGGCGCUCACCAUCGCCGCGGACAAGGGGCACACCAAGUUCGUGGAGCUGCUGCUGCAGAGGCGAGCAGCAGUAGAAGUGAAAAACAAGAAAGGCAACUCCCCAUUAUGGCUCGCCGCUAACGGCGGCCAUCUUGCCGUCGUCGAGAUGCUUUACGCAGCGGGCGCCGACAUCGACUCACAGGACAAUAGAAAGGUAUCUUGCCUGAUGGCAGCCUUCCGCAAGGGUCACACGAAAGUGGUCAAGUGGAUGGUUGGUGUCGUCACGCAGUUCCCUUCAGACCAGGAGAUGACUAGGUACAUCUGCACGAUAUCGGACAAGGAGCUGCUGGAGAAGUGCCAGGAGUGCGUGCGCGCGAUCCGCGCGGCGAAGGAGACGCAGGCGGCGCGCGCCAACCAGAACGCGACCAUCCUGCUGGAGGAGCUCGACGCGGAGCGCUGCCGCGAGGAGAGCCGCCGCCAGGCCGCCGCGAGGCGCCGCGAGCGCAAGAAGAAGAAGAAGCUCGAGAAGAAGGAGGAGAGGCGCAAGCUGCAAGCGGAGAACGUGAAGAACACGCUGUACUGCGAGAAGGCGUCGGGCGAGUGCUCGGAGGGCGGCGAGCCGGACGACGAGCCCGCCGCCAAGGAGGAGGGCGACUCGGGCAUCGAUGCCAACUCGCAGGGUUCAUGUUCAUCAUCGGAUGUGAAAGCUCCACCCGCUUCAAGCAAAAGUAAGAAAAAGAAAAAAGAAGAAAAGGCGCCUACUCCUGCACCGUCGAAAAAACAACCCGACAAGACUAAAGCGAAAAUAGAGACUAAAGAGAAGGAGACUACGAGUAAAACGGAAAAGAAACAAGAGAAAGAGAACGUAGCGCCGAGCUCCCCUCCCGCCACAUCGCCUAAACACACGGAGAGACGGAGUGAGAAAAAAGAGAAAAAACAAGAGGAAGAUGCUAAAAGCAUCGCCGUACAGAAUGUUAACAAAUAUGGGAACAGCUCUAGAAAGAGCCAAGUGUUCGAAUCGACUAGGCUUAACGUGGACAGAGACGACGUUGACACGCUCGAGAAAAAUAAAAAAAUACACAGCCACCAAUGGGAGACGGAAGGCAAAAGCACGUCGCCCAAGAGCGCCAGUACAACAGCGAGCGUGGCGCGACGGGAGGAGGGCUGGAAGGAGGUCGUGAGGAAGUCCUCUGUGCAACCGCCCUCCGCUCUUGAGCCUGGUUGCAAGAAAGUGUGCGUAGCGUCGCACGCGAUCUCGCGCGUGAUCGGUCGCGCCGGCUCGAACAUCAACGCGAUCCGCGCGGCCACCGGCGCGCACAUCGAGGUCGACAAGCAGACCAAGGGGCAGGGCGAGAGGAUCAUCACCAUCAAGGGCUCAACGGAGGCCACGAAGCAGGCGGCGAGCCUCAUAGCGGCCAUGAUCCGCGACCCGGAGGCGGACAUCGCGCAGCUGCUGCCGCGCGCCAAGCUGCCCGCGCCGCCGCCGCAGCCGCCGCAGCCCAAGCCGGCCAAGCAGCCGCCGCCCAAGCAAACGGGCCACACAACAAGCGUAUCCACGAGCCAGCGCACGCCGGGAGCGAGCACUAGUGUAGCGGCGGUGGCGAGCCGCACGCCGGCCAAGCCGCACGCCGCAGCACGGCCACCCGCUAGACAGCAUACUCACCCGCUCCCCAGUACACCAGCCGAGAAGCGUACUCCCAGCGCACCGGGCGCGAUCAACACGGCCCCAGCGAGCAGCGCCAGCGCGGCCAGUGCCAAGCCGGCCGCGCUUUCCUACACCGGCGCUAUCGUGGGCGCCAGGAGCCAUACCUUCGCAGCUAAGCUGACUGCCACACCGCCUGUGGACACCAAGCCGAGGCCGGCUACACAGGUGUGCGCAAGCCCAUCGAGCUCUACGACGAACACCUCAGUACUGUCAUCCCCACUCCGGUCGCGCGAGUCUCCCCCCGCGCCAACACCACCUGCGCCCGCGCAGCCAACACACGCGCAGGCUGCGCAUGUACCACCCCCGCAGCAACAGGCACCCCCACAGCGCAUGGAGGAGGAACGCGUGCCGAGAAUGCACGACCACCUGCAGCUAAGCCCAGACAACUCAAGCACAUGGAGCAAUGAAGACAACCCAGUGAAUACAUCUACUUCAGCUCUGCAUAUUAAUACAACACCACAAUCGUCUGGCAGCGCGAGCGGCAGCGCCAGCGCAGCUGGUGCCGGAACUGGCGGUACUGCUAGCGGUGGGGGUGCGGGCACGCAGGAGUACUCGCUGUUCAAGGACCUGUCGGCCGGCGCCGGCGCCGCCGUGUGGGCCAGCGAGCACAACGUCGACCCGCCGCCGCCGCAGGUGGACGCGAGCAAAGCGCCGGGGUACCGCGGCGGGGGCGGCUGCUCGCCGUGCUCGCGCACGUCGUCGCACGGCUCCACGCCGCCGCCCGCGCCGCUGCUGCACCACCAGCACCAGCAGUACCACCAGCAGCAGAACGCUAACAUGGGCAACAACAUGAACACAAUGGAUAUGAGUGGACUAUCCCGGAACGGACCUAUUUAUCAAGAUAACUCACGAAAUGGACACAACAUCAUGGUAUCGAUGUCGAGCGGCGUGGGCGUGUCGGGCGUGGGGCUGGGCUACGUGGGCGGAGUGGGCGUGGGCGUGGAGGGCGUGUCGCGGCUCAACCCGCGCGCGCCUGACUUCGCACAGCGCCACCCGCUGCUGCAGCACCAGCACAAGCACUCGGCGCAGCAGCAGCUGUUCGCGGGCGGCAGUGCGGGCGGCAACCUGAGCUCGCUGCUCAUGUCGUACCAGCAGAGCGCGCCGCACCAGCAGCACGCGCCGCACACGCCGCACCAGCAGCACGCGCCACACCAGCAGCACCAGCAGCCGCACCACCCCUACCAGUCGCUCCUGGAGCGCGGCGUGGGCGUGGGUGUAGGCGUGGGCGUGGGCGGCGUGUCGUGGGGCGAGGAGGAGGAGCGCAAGCCGCGGCCCAUCGGCACCGAGCGCGCGUGGAAGCUCACCGCCGGCGACGACUGGCACCACGCGCACCACCGCACCGACCACGACAGAUACCAGCAACAAGGCGUCAGCGGCAUGAGUGGCGUCGGCGUAAACGUGAGCAGCGGCGUCGGCGUCGGCGUCGGCGAGGCGUACGGCGGCGGCGGCGCGGCGACCGCGGCCGCGCUGUCGCUCAUGCACGCGCUGCCGCUGCACUACCUGCCGCCCGAGCGCGCGCACUGGGACCAGCCGCCGCACAACACCGACAAGCAGCAAACGUGGAGCAAGUGGAGCCACUAGAGGCGGCGUCGACCUGGACACGGUGUAGAUAUUAGCAGAAAGAUUAUUAUAUACAGAUUAUAUGUACGGAGGCGGCUGCGGUACAUUUAGACAAAUUAUUACUAUAGUUGUUACUCGGCGAUCAUGCGGUGUAGAUAGCGUGACCUAGGUAGCCUGGAAUGUGAUUCCGACGCCGUUUUCAGUUGCCUUCAGCCCGCGCCAUCUUACUAUAUUUUACUAUAUUAUGGCAUAAUAACAUUCGGACGAACGAUUGCGCAGACUAUGACGGAUUAUUAAACGUGUAUUAAUAAAUUUGCUUGUACAUGAAGAUUAAAUAUCAUAUAUUGAUGCACUGUAUCCACUGCUGUUUUUAAUGAAUGCCACCUGAGUUUUUUUUUUCAUUAUUUUCUAUUUAGGUUUAUUUGGGUAAAUGUAUAUUAUAAGUAAAUUAUUAUACUGACGACGACCGUGUCUCGAAUAUGGUUAUACGGCAGGAUUGCGGUAAGUCGUGGGCGAAUAGACCUGUGUGAAGUGACGCGAGUGACGCGAGAUGGCGCCAGCGUACAUCCCUAAAGUAGCCAAUCACAAUUAACUAUUAUUAGCUAUAAAUAUAUUUUAACCAAUCGUCGUUUAGGGAUGCACGAUCGGCGAUCGUGUGUUGCGCAGUAUCCUUAUAUAAUUUAAUGUUCACUGCCUUGUUGAGUACGUGACGUAUAUCGCCUCAUGUUGCCUUGUCCAUAGUUACGCAAACUUAACAUUUUCUAUAGUUAUAAAUAAUAAAAGUUAUUAAGAAC